This is a messenger RNA of Plenodomus lingam JN3, 1677 nucleotides long. RefSeq lists its product as uncharacterized. Gene Ontology annotation, cellular component: mitochondrial inner membrane. NCBI's taxonomy places the organism in Eukaryota, Fungi, Ascomycota, Dothideomycetes, Pleosporales, Leptosphaeriaceae. The record is from RefSeq and is a predicted model, not a curated record. Gene Ontology annotation, biological process: protein import into mitochondrial matrix. Gene Ontology annotation, molecular function: protein-folding chaperone binding.
AUGAGACCUCCCACAGCAAGCACACUUGCGCGAUGGAGCAUACAGCCCGUUGCCGCCGCCCCAGCAACUUCUGCGAGCGCAUAUGGCAGAGCUGCGGCCUACAGACGGACAUCCACAGCGUCUGUGGCCCGGAGCCCUGCGACCCGAACGUCGCUGUCAAUACAAUCAUGUCCUUCGCCGCUCUCGUUCUUGCGAAGCAACUUCCUGCCUGAGGUCGUCAUCUUCCGGACCUCGUCUGCAUAUACCCGCCAAUUUUCGUCCAAAUCUGCACCACAAGAACAAGCGCAAAAACAAAAGACCGCGACGGCUGAAGAGCCCCAGGCAAAACCAGAAUCUCCCAAGAAGCCAGUGAACCCAGAAGGGUCUGCAAACGAACACGCAGCAGGCGAAGCGGGCAAGGAAGGCGACGAGACAAAGGAAAAGAAGGCUGGAGAGGAGGAGGCUGGCGAAGAAAAGGAAGGAGAAGAAGGUGCGAAGAAGGAGAAGAAGGAGAAGAAGGAUGCGCCCCCACCACCACCCCACGGCGACAAGACACCAUGGCAAGUCUUCACGGAGACUUUGCAGCAAGAGUUCCAGGCCUCCAAGGAAUGGAAUGAGUCCACCAAGCAGUUGGGCGGCUCGAUCCACGACUUCACACAAAACCCACAAGUCCAGAAGGCAGCAGAGAUCACAGAGGCAGCCAAGACAAAGACUGCCCAGGCACUGAAGGCUACCGGACGCGCCGUGGGCCAGGGUGCAGCAUGGACUUGGGAUACCCUGCCCGUCAAGGGCGUGCGUGCCGCCGCCAGAGUCACUGGAACCGGUCUAGACUAUGCUACACGGCCAGUGCGGCAAACCAAGGCAUUCCAGGCUGUCAAGGAAACUAUCGAUGACGGUAGUUCGUCGAGAUAUGGAGGUUGGGCUGAAAAGGAGGAGCGCAGGAAGAGGAGAGAACUGAGGGAGCUUAAUGAGCUGCAGCGGACUGGAGGCAAGCGCUCUGAGCCCAUGGAAGAAGAUCCCAAUGCUGGCACCAACGUCACCCUUCACAAGGACGCAAAGUACAAGGAGGUCUGGCGGGAAUGGAAAGACAACUCCAAGCUCGCACAGGGCUUCUUCAGCAUCAAGUCCAUAUACAACGAGUCCGACAAUGCCCUCAUUUCGACAGCCCGCAGCAUCUCUGACCGUAUAACUGGAUUCUUUGCUGAGAAUGAGACAGCCAUGGUCAUUAAGAAGUUCCGCGAGAUGGAUCCCAACUUUCAAAUGGAGCCUUUCCUCACCGAAAUGCGCGAGUACAUUCUCCCCGAAGUCUUGGACGCCUAUGUAAAGGGUGAUGUCGCCGUUCUCAAGGAGUGGCUCUCGGCAGCACAGUACUCCGUCUAUGCAGCGCUGAUGCAACAAUAUCAGGCCGCUGGUCUCAAGUCUGACGGCAAAAUCGUCGACAUUCGAGGCGUCGACGUGCUGAACGCCAAGCUCCUGGAGCCCGGUGAGAUCCCAGUCUUUAUCCUCACAUGCAGGACACAGGAGGUGCACGUCUACAGGAAUGCGAAAUCUGGAGAGCUUGCAUCCGGCAUGGACGACAAGGUGCAGCAGGUAACGUACGCCAUUGGUGUCACCCGGAUACCAGAAGACGUCAACAACCCCGAGACGCGAGGCUGGAGGCUCAUCGAACUCCAUAAGAGCGCAAGAGACUACUACUGA